AUGACAAUUGCACUAGACCUCGAGGAAGCCAUCCGAAUAGGACGAGAAGCCAUCGAUGCCACCCCGUCAGAUCAUCCCGAGCCGGCUAUGUUCUUGAACAACGUUGGGAAUCGUCUAGGCGACAGAUACGCACGGACUGGAGCGAUGGCAGACCUCGAGGGAGCCAUUCGUGUGACACGGGAAGCCAUCGAUGCCACCCCUCUACAUCAUCCGGACCGGGCUACAUUAUUGAACAACCUCGGAAUUCGUCUAGGUGACAGAUACUCGCGGACUGCAGAGAUAGCAGACCUCGAGGAAGCGAUCCAAGUAGGACGAGAAGCCAUCGAUGCCACCCCGUCAGAUCAUCCGGACCGGGCUAGGUUCUUGAACAACCUUGGAGUUCGUCUAGGCGACAGAUACUCGCGGAACGGAGCGAUGGCAGACCUCGAGGAAGCGAUCCGAGUUGGACGAGAAGCCAUCGAUGCCGCCCCUCUAGAUCAUCCAGACCGGGCUAUGUUCUUACAUAACAUCGGGGUUCGUCUAGGCGACAGAUUCUCACGGAACGGAGCGAUAGCAGACCUCGAGGAGGCUAUUCGUCUGACGCGGGAAGCCAUCGAUGCCACCCCUCUACAUCAUCCGGGCCGGGCUCGAUGGCUGAACAGCCUUGGAAAUCAUCUAGCCAACAGAUACUCACGGACUACAGAGAUGGCAGAUCUCGAGGAAGCGAUCCAAGUAGGGCAAGAAGCCAUCGAUGCCGCCCCUCUAGAUCAUCCAGACCGGGCUAGGUUCUUGAACAACCUCGGAAUUGGUCUAGGCGACAGAUACUCACGCACAGGCGCGAUGGCAGACCUCGAGGAAGCCAUUCGCGUGACACGGGAAGCCAUCGAUGCCACCCCUCUACAUCAUCCGGACCGGGCUACAUUAUUGAACAACCUCGGAAAUCAUCUAGGUGACAGAUACUCACGGACUGCAGAGAUGGCAGACCUCGAGGAAGCCAUUCAUAUGAUACGGGCAGCCAUCGAUGCCACCCCGCUAUAUCAUCCGAACCGGGCUGGGUUCUUAAUCAACCUCGGAAAUCAUCUAGGCCGUAGAUACUCACGGACUGCAGAGAUGGCAGACCUCGAGGAAGCGAUCCAAGUAGGACGAGAAGCCAUCGAUGCCACCCCGGUAGAUCAUCCGAACCGGGCUGGAUGGCUGAACAACCUCGGAAAUUGUCUAGGCCGUAGAUACUCGCGGAACGGAGCGAUGGCAGACCUCGAGGAAGCGAUCCAAGUAGGACGAGAAGUCAUCAAUGCUACCCCGGUAGAUCAUCCGGACCGGGCUACGUUCUUGAACAACCUUGGAGUUCGUCUAGGCGACAGAUACUCGCGGAACGGAGCGAUGGCAGACCUCGAAGAAGCGAUCCGAGUUGGACGAGAAGCCAUCGAUGCCACCCCGGUAGAUCAUCCGAACCGGGCUAGGUUCUUGAACAACCUCGGAAAUCGUCUAGGCCGUAGAUACUCGCGGAACGGAGCGAUGGCAGACCUCGAGGAGGCCAUUCGUCUGACGCGGGAAGCCAUUGAGGCCACCCCUCUACAUCAUCCGGACCGGGCUACAUUAUUGAACAACCUCGGAAUUCGUCUAGGCGACAGAUACUUACGGAAUGCAGAGAUGGCAGACCUCGAGGAAGCCAUUCGUCUGACGCGGGAAGCCAUCGAGGCCACCCCACUAGAUCAUCCGGACCGGGCUGGAUGGUUGAGCAACCUCGGAAAUCAUCUAGGCGACAGAUACUCACGGAAUGCAGAGAUGGCAGACCUCGAGGAAGCCAUUCGUCUGAUACGGGAAGCCAUCGAUGCCACCCCGCUAUAUCAUCCGAACCGGGCUGGGUUCUUAAUCAACCUCGGAAAUCAUCUAGGCCGUAGAUACUCACGGACUGCAGAGAUGGCAGACCUCGAGGAAGCGAUCCAAGUAGGACGAGAAGCCAUCGAUGCCACCCCGGUAGAUCAUCCGAACCGGGCUAGGUUCUUGAACAACCUUGGAGUUCGUCUAGGCCGUAGAUACUCGCGGAACGGAGCGAUGGCAGACCUCGAGGAAGCGAUCCAAGUAGGACGAGAAGUCAUCAAUGCUACCCCGGUAGAUCAUCCGGACCGGGCUAGGUUCUUGAACAACCUUGGAGUUCGUCUAGGCGACAGAUACUCGCGGAACGGAGCGAUGGCAGACCUCGAGGAAGCGAUCCGAGUUGGACGAGAAGCCAUCGAUGCCGCCCCUCUAGAUCAUCCAGACCGGGCUAUGUUCUUAAUCAACCUCGGAGUUCGUCUAGGCGACAGACACUCACGCACAAGCGCGAUGGCAGACCUUGAGGAAGGCAAGGAACGCUUCGUCGCUGCCUUGCGUCAGUCCGCCUCCGCUGUGAGCAUGCGUGUCGCAGCCGGCCGUCAUCUUCUGACAUCCCCAGCUAUACUUCAAGAUCGACAAGCAUACGCCAUUGCCAAAACGACGAUCGACUUGAUUCCCUUAUUGACGCCCCGUUCUCUGCAGAACUCAGACAAGCGGCACCUCCUCUCCGCGGCUGUCGGACUCUCGUCGGACGCGACAGCCAUUGCUCUGCAUGCCAACAGAGGCCCUGCUGCUGCUAUCGAACUGCUUGAGACUGGUCGUGGUGUCAUCGCGGGAGCCCUCUUCGAGCAAUCCGACCUUGCCGCUCUCGAACGCGAGCAUCCCGACCUGGUACGUUCCUUUAUCGACCUGCGAGAUCAACUGGACGCACCGGCGUCGGCUCGUUCCCUCGCUGCCGAGCGCCCCACUCUGGCCGCAGAGACGGAAGGCGAUCGGCGCCGCGACGCUGGACCCCAGCUUACCACUCUCCUCGAGACGAUCCGUUCCAAGUCCGGUUUUGAGCGAUUCCUCCUCUCCGCAUCGGAGGCCGAUAUGCUGGAGGCUGCGCGGCACGGCCCGAUCGUCGUCCUGAACGUGAGCUCGUAUCGCUGCGAUGCCUUGGUCAUUGAGCAGUCCGGCAUCCGAUUGCUGGAGCUGCCACACCUCUCCCGAGAGGCGCUCAACGACCAUGUCCGGGAACUUAGAACUCUUGACACGCUUGGGUGGCUCUGGGAUGCCAUCGUCUGUCCCAUUCUUAAUGCUCUAGGCUUUACUGGACCUCCUUCGGACAGUCAGUGGCCGCAAGUGUGGUGGGUCCCCACCGGCCCACUGACCCGGUUUCCACUCCAUGCAGCGGGACACCAUCUAAGGCGCACUGGCGAGACGGCGGUCGACAGAGUCGUCUCAUCGUACGCCUCGUCCGUCAAGGCGAUCAUACAGAGUCGGCGACGGCCACAGCACGCGCCGGAAGCCGGAGGGUCCCGAAAUGCCGUUGUCGUUGCCAUGCAGAACACGCCAAAACAGGAACCGCUCAAGCAUGCGAGCGACGAGGUUGAUGCCGUAGUAGCUGUUUGCGAGUCGGUGGGAUUGCCGCACACCCGGCCUCGACCCUGCAAGGCCGACGUCUCCUCGGCCUUGGAGGCCUGCAAGAUGUUCCACUUUGCUGGCCACGGCAGCACGCAUCCCACGGAACCGCUGGAGAGCCAGCUGCUCCUGGAUGAUUGGGAUCGGAAGCCAUUCACGGUGGCGAGCCUCCUGGAGACGAACCUUACCUCGAAGCCGCCAUUCCUCGCGUACCUCUCGGCAUGCGGGACUGGUCAGAUCCUGGAUGAGGGGUCUGUUGACGAGAGCAUCCAUCUGGCCAAUGCUUGCCAGCUUGCGGGGUUCCGUCAUGUAGUGGGCACGCUUUGGAGCGUAAAUGACAGGUUAUGUGUGGACAUGGCGAGAAUGACGUACGAGUUUCUGCGGGAUGAGGGUAUCCGGGAUGAAACCAGGCCAUCCGUGACCACAUCAAGAGAACUCGCAGUUUCUGGUGACAGCCUGCUCCCUGGAUGCUGGAUAAAGGAAAAUCCGUUUCGAGCACAGGUUAGCCGGAGCUCUGGGACGGGCGACGUUCCAUCUGCUGGUGUCUCCGCUGUCUGUGGGUCCGCCAGCCCACCUGCCGUUGCGGCGGUGCCUCCGCCGGAAGUGGGACUCAAUGCCGGGCCCGGGCUGGAUGCCACCCUUACACACCGAACAUAUCAGUACGCGCGACUCCUCGUGGAGAUACACAUCGAUUUCCGAUGGGGGCGCUCCGGCGUCGUCGUGAUGGUCUUCCAUGUCGGCUUCCUGACGUUGCCCGGCUGCGGUGCCUGGUCUCGCUGUAGUCGCUGUCGCGUUUCGCGUCUGGACGGUUUGUCUGCCAAUCUUAAUAUGGUGCACCUGGGGUUCAGAAUGAGUCCAAUGGCCCAAGCGCCCGGCCCCCUGUUGUAUGGCAGACACGCGCCAACUGGACAGCAACUGCCCGUGAAUGAUGGUCAGGUCGCAGAUACGACUCCACCUCUCUGGCCUAAACCUUUUGACGAAGCUGUUGAGGCUGUUCGAAUCAUCCAAAGCUCUCAUUCGACGAGCAGAGUAGUGCUUUGGGGCUGGUCUGCCGGCGGCCAUCUUGCGGCCCUUGUUGCCACCGCGUCGACGGUCACUGUUGAUCUUUUGAUCUUGGCGUAUCCUGUUAUAGUAAUGGAACUUCCUAUCGGCCAUCCCGGUUCCAGGAGUAAUGCUCUUGGUCCAGACCCUUCUGCACAACUGUGUCGCGAACUGUCAGCACAUACCCGAGUCACAGGCAUUACACCACCAACCUUCAUUAUGCACACGUCCAAUGACAAGGACGUCCCAGUGGAGAACUCCUUUCUGUUUGCAGAGGCUAUGGCAGAGCAUGACCGACCAGUAGAGCUUCUCAUCUUGGAACACGGCGGACAUGGUAUUAGGUUGUCUCCAUCAUGGAAGUCGGUUGUCAUGCAAUUCUUGAACGACUUUGCUUCAGGAAUGAGCAUCACUAUGAAGAAAAUCGAUAUCCAGGGCAUGAGAAAGUGCAAGCGCUUCGCAGCCAGAAAUUUCGAAUUUCAGCCAUCGGUAGUGCGAGUAAAAUCAAGCAUCGAGAUCAUUUGA
This is a messenger RNA of Microdochium trichocladiopsis, 4980 nucleotides long. Its product is annotated as CHAT domain-containing protein. The coding region runs from base 1 to 4980 and encodes 1659 amino acids. Gene Ontology annotation, molecular function: protein binding; serine-type peptidase activity. Gene Ontology annotation, biological process: proteolysis. The record is from RefSeq and is a predicted model, not a curated record. NCBI's taxonomy places the organism in Eukaryota, Fungi, Ascomycota, Sordariomycetes, Xylariales, Microdochiaceae. The transcript has 7 exons.